Messenger RNA from Ixodes scapularis (black-legged tick), 1205 nucleotides. RefSeq lists its product as uncharacterized. Lineage: Eukaryota; Metazoa; Arthropoda; Arachnida; Ixodida; Ixodidae. The coding region runs from base 39 to 767 and encodes 242 amino acids. The record is from RefSeq and is a predicted model, not a curated record. The transcript has 9 exons.
UCGCGGAGUGUUUGGAUGCCACGUGCACCGCCGUCGGCAUGGCGAUACUCAAGCGAUGCUGCUGCUGGAAGUCCGUGCGGAAAGGGAGUUUUGCCAGCGCACUCUUCACCCUGUUUUUCUACUCGGUGCACCUCUGCGCGGGAGUGUUGCAGAUAAAUGCGUUCUACGCUACAAUGGGAGAGGAAUCGGUCAUCUUCGUGUUUGUCCUCUUAAUGGUUAUAUUCUCCGGUUUCUCCGCCAUCGCAUCCCUCGUCUUGAUCAUCGGCCUUUGUACAGAUAAUCGCCUCUUGCUCCUUCCGUGGAUAGCCUGUGUGUCAAUCACAACUAUCCUGGAUGUUGCACUCUCUUUCUACUUUCUCGCAGACGCGCUGAGUGACCUGGUGACUAUUAUAUUCUGCAUUGUGGACUACACCAUUUGUGCAUUAAACAUCUAUUGUUUGUUGUGCGUCGUCUCCCAGUACCAAGAGUACCUUGCAGGAAGAGGGCGCUCUCACACCGUGGCGGCUGUGCAGGACCGGGCGGCUGUUCGCUACCGACAGGGCGACAAGGUACGCACGGACGAGUCCCGCCACAACGGCCCGACCUCCUCGCUACUGCUCACCGUCCCGACGGUGUCCGCCUCGACGGGAGGCCCCCGAAUGUCGACGGACAUGAGUUCUAUCUCGGAGGACGUCUUCAGUUCUCGCCGGAUGAGCACGGAGAACACCAGCGCCGACAUGGAACCGUGUCCCACAGCCACCCUCAUCAAGAUCAAAACUCCUCCCUGAAUGGCUCCCAUCCUCUCGUUGCCCAACGCUGUAAACUAUGUCCGCACCGAGGUUUUCAACCGCACUACCCGUCCAUGAUGUGUCCCAUUGCGCUCAUCUGUACAAAAAACUUCACCCAUCAUGAAGAAACCAUGGCUACCGUCGGCAAGAAAUUCUUCGCAACGCUUCAGCGCUCUUUCAAGAGACAUCCCACCUAGCGGACACUCUAUGAGCUGCUACUUUCCGAGUGGAAACUCCAAAAUGUAAUCUAUGUGUGCGUUAUCAAGUGUUCCGGUUACAAUUCGCAAGUACAAACACCAAAAAAAGGUGUCGAGCAGUAUAAGAAAAUAUAGGUGAAAGUCAUUAAAGUGCUGUUCGUCCCAGGAAGUCAAAGAUAUGGCCUGCAGAAGACAGCCUGCAUCACGGUCGUGCAUGAAACUACAACGUGACUACACGAAA